Molecule: messenger RNA, 1842 nt
Organism: Penicillium canescens
Lineage: Eukaryota; Fungi; Ascomycota; Eurotiomycetes; Eurotiales; Aspergillaceae
Exons: 1
Coding region: 1-1842 (613 amino acids)
Molecular function (GO): oxidoreductase activity; copper ion binding
Source: RefSeq, a predicted model, not a curated record
AUGGCACGUUCUUUCCUCUGCCUGCUCGCCCUCGCAGUAGCAGGGACCUCGGCUAUCUCCAUCCCCAGCUCAGCUAUUCAAUCUCCGCCUAUUUCAGUCCGUGACACUGGCAGCCUGACAAAGGGAUGCGAGAACGGCCCAACAUCCCGCCAAUGCUGGGGGGAGUACGACAUCAAUACCAACUACUACGACACUAUCCCCUACACGAACCGCGCAGUCGAGUAUUGGUUGACUCUCGAGGAGACCGACUGCGCACCGGACGGAUACCAGCGGAAAUGCGUGAUGGCCAACGGGACCAUACCUGGCCCACCAAUCGUAGCCGACUGGGGCGACGACAUCGUCGUGCAUGUGACCAAUAACAUUGCAACCAACGGCUCGUCCCUGCACUGGCAUGGUGCGCGGCUGCUCAACAACAACAUAGCCGACGGGACACCCGGGGUCACACAAUGUCCAAUCGCACCCGGAAAAACCCAGACGUACAAGUUCCAUGCCGACCAGUACGGUACCAGCUGGUACCACAGUCACUUUAGCAUGCAGUAUAGCAAUGGGCUGUACGGGGCGCUGAUCAUCAACGGCCCGGCCACGGCCGACUAUGACGAGGACCUCGGGGCCGUUUUUAUCACAGACUGGGACCACGAAACAACGGACUACAUUUGGGCCACACUCGCCGACGGCAAUGUCACAUAUUAUGGCUCCGACACGGGGCUAUUCAACGGCAUGAACACGGGCGAUUGCGUGGCAAACAAUGCGACGAACCUGGACCCGAGAUGCCUCGGCGAGGGCAAGAAGUUCGAGCUCCUCUUUGAGGAAGGCAAGAAGUACCGCCUUCGGCUCCUCAAUGUGGCGGAAGAGGAUUGGGUUCAGUUCAGCAUCGACAAUCACACCAUGACGGUGAUUGCGACCGACUUUGUGCCGAUCGUGCCGUACCAGACAACAAACAUAUUUGUUGGUAUGGGGCAGCGGUACGACGUCAUUAUUGAGGCAAACGCGCCGCCGGGGGACUACUGGAUGCGCAGCGGAUUCGAGCAGAAUUGUAUCCUCAACGGCGCAGGGGCCGAUAACAUCACCGCCAUUGUGAGGUAUAACAAUGAAAGCACCGCCAUGCCGACAAACUCGAGCGUGAACACUGUGGUGAUAGGUCUAGCUUUCUGUUUAGAUGAACAGCCCACAAAUUUGGAGCCCUGGGUUCCAAUCGACUUAGAAAUGUCGUCCGUAAAGGAUGGCGUUCAGACCGAGACGUUCAAGCCAGAGUGGCUUGACAACCACACGCAUCUCAGAUGGUCCAUCAACGGGGGUUCGUUUAUGUGGGUGAACUGGUCUAACCCGGCUCUGGGAGAUGUCAUAUCUGGAAACUUGGACGCCAUUCCCCUGUCGGACAACGUAUUCCAGGUUGGCGCCAACACGUCAUCGGCCGCAUCGCAAAGUGACGAGACGGAAUGGGCCAUCCUCGUCAUCGAGGACCAUGGACCCAUCCAGGGCAUCUCCCAUCCCAUGCACCUCCACGGGCAUGACUUCCUCAUCCUCGCUGCCGGCUACGAGCAGUGGUCUGGGUCAACGUACGGGUGGCAGCUGAAGAACCCGCCACGUCGGGACACUGCCACCUUGCCUGCCAACGGAUACCUGGCUAUUGCCUGGCCCCUCGACAACCCGGGUGUCUGGGCCUUCCACUGCCACAUUGCCUGGCAUAGCAGCCAGGGCUUCGGGGCGACGGUUGUCGAGUCGCCCGCCCUAAUUCCCGGGGUGGUAGGAGGUGACUGGACCAAACAGCUUGACCCUGUAUGUGACGCGUGGGAUGCGUGGGAGCCGACUAUGCCCUUCCCGCAGGCCGAUGCGGGUAUCUAG